AUGGUGAUCCACGAAUUGAAGCUCAAGAAAUGUAAGUUAUCGCGUUUGUAUCGAAUAGUUAGAAAUUUCAAAACGUUGAUCUGUCUUGACUUAAAUCAUCUUCACACAUGUCGAGUAGAGAGAAUUAUUCAUAGAAUCGUAGCAUCAAAAGAACUAGAGAUUAAGGAAAACCAUCAGAAUAAGUUAAAUAAGUUCCGUAAUAAACAACGUCCAGCAAAUGAACCAAACAAAUCUACGUUAUCACCAAUAACUAAUCUAUCUAAGCGGAUUCUAACUGAUAACGAAAUAAGUAUUUUGGAAAAUGGUUUGAAUUUUGUAUUGCCAACUGAUAAAUUCGACGAAAUGACAUUCAUCAGCAACAUUGAAACCUUUUUUGUUGAAUUGUUGGGCCAUUGUACUGAUAAAAGAGAUUAUGAAGAGAAAGAUGUUGAUGAGGAGAUAAAAUAUAAUUUGACGCCGAUUCAAUUACAAUUUGCUAACAGAAUACGAUCUGUUUGUAACACUUUUCGUCACAGCGCCGAUAAAGUAAUAAAAAAACAUAAAAACGAAUCUAUUCAAUUCAAAAGUAUCUUGAAGAAUCUUUCCAAAGACAAAUCAAUCUUAAUUACACGCCCUGACAAAGGCAAAGGAAUCGUAAUAAUUGACAAAGAAGAUUACAAUAAUAAGAUGUUGGAAAUUCUUAGUGAUCGUAACAUGUUCGAGAUUGUAGAAGUUGAUGAAACCAUAGCGCAAGAAGAUAAAUUGAUACGAAAAUUGAAGCAAUUAAGAAACGAAGGAUUCAUAACAGAAAAAGAAUUCAAUUUUUGUCGUCCAAGAGGCUCGCAACCAGCACGUAUCUACGGUCUGCCUAAAGUACAUAAAGCAGGAGCACCUCUUCGACCUAUAGUUUCGGCUUCAGACACUUUCAACUAUAAACUUGCAAAGUUGUUGACCCGCCAAUUGGAUCAUCUUCGAAAAAGCGAUUCAAUCAUCAAAGAUACAUUCACCUUUGUCGACGAACUACGCACGUUGAAAUUUGAUAAUUCUCGAAUAAAACUAAUUUCAUUUGACAUCACUAGUUUAUUCACCAAAGUUCCUCUAAAUCGUACCAUACAAUUAAUUCUCGAUAAAAUGUACGGGCCGGAACAUACUUGUACAUACAGUGACCUCAAACGCGAUGACUGGUGUAUUGUUUGCAAGAAUAGAUACGAGAUGAGAUAUCUACUUGAAACAACAACAAAAGAAACCAACUUCAUAUUCAACGAUAAAAUCUACUCACAAACCAACGGGAUUGCAAUGGGAUCCCCACUGGGGCCUUUGUUUGCUGACAUAUAUGUCAAUUAUCUAGAGGAGAGAUUGUUGCCACGGCUAAAAAGAAAUGGUCUGUUGUAUUGGAAGCGCUAUGUUGACGACACGUUUGCUAUCGUUGAGAAACAUGCCAAUGUUGAAAAGAUAGUUGAUAUACUUAACAGUUUCGAUAAUGAUAUAGUAUUCACAUUCGAAGAAGAGAAACAUAAUUGCCUACCUUUCCUUGACAUACUAGUCACCAGAUUGUCAACUGCAAAUAAUCCUGACACAUCUGUCGAUAAAUCCAUCGAAAAAUUGAAUAGUCGAUUGAAUUUCGAAUUGAAUAACUUGAUUGUGUCAACCGUAGAUGAAUCCGAUAUGUCCAACGAUAACUCGAUUGAAAACUUGAAUAGUCAACCAAAUUGUCAAUUUGGAAAAACAUUAGCAGUUAACUUGAUUGUUCCAUUCGAAGAUCAUUUAGACACGUUUGAUAUUAAACUAACAGAACAGCAGACAAUUGAUAAAACCGUUGAGAAUUCGAAUGCUUUGUCCGAUUGCGAAGUGAACAUAACAUCAGCAGAUAGGUUGAAUUUGCCAACCAUUAGUCAAUCAAAUCAAAUCGAUAACAAAUUCACAAUUCAGUCUAAUUGCACAUCUAAUCAUCAACCGAGUGAUAAAUCUAAAGAAAACGAUAGUUCUCCAUUGAAUUUUGAUGUGAAUAAACCAUCUGAAUCGAACACUAUAAAUAAAAUAAAAAACAAAAAUAACGUUUCCUAUCGCCACAAUAGCUCACGUUACAAAUUCACCUCGACACCGUUGAUCCAUAAUCCAAAGAUUGUCUCGUUUGUAAACUCGUUGUUGAGUUCCGAAAAGAAGUCGACGAAUAAUUCGAUUGCUUCACCACCGAACCAUGACAAUAUAUCUAACGUGGAUAUCACAGCCACCUUGACAAACGACGUCAACAUUCAACCAGUAAAUCGUUUAACAAAAAAGUCGUUUGCUAAUCUAAGAAUUGACUCGGAUAAGAGAUUGAUUUCCAAAUCUUGCGUUUGCGAUGAUAACGAUAUUUCACUAGUUGGUUCAAUUAGUUUCGUUGACAGCACUGCAAAUCUAUCUCAAAUAAUGAAUUUAAAUACCAAUUUAAAACUCACUCAUUUAGCCACAUCUAAUAGCCACGCACUGAAUAAGACUCCUGAUGCUCCUUUAACAUUGCACAACGUUAACAAACAUUCCACCGGCAUAGAUAACUCACUUCCGUGCUUGAUCUCAACUAAUCCCACAUGUAAUAAUUUCUCCAUAACACAAACAAACACACACACUACAAAUACAACAAAACUCAUUGACUCAUUUUCGACAACUAUCUAUAGGAAACCUACGUUCACAGGAUUGCUAACCAAAUGGAAUUCAUUCGUACCGCAUUCAUACAAAGUGAGCACCCUAAGUAGCAUGAUCUACCGAGCUAUCAGAAUUUGUUCAUCUUACCAACUAUUACACGAGGAAUUUGAAUUUAUUGAAUACAUCAGCCAAUUAAAUGGUUAUCCUGCUAAUUUUGUUAAAUCGCAAAUACGUAAAACUUUGAACAGACACAUAGGUAAAUUGAACUGUACAAGCGUUUGUGUUUCUAAAGAUAAAAUGCCUCUUGACAACGAUUCAUUACCUAAUAAGAAACAAGUUUUCCUUGACAUACCGUUCGUCGGCAAACCAACUGAUAUCUUCAAGAAGCAGCUAACUAAACUAACUAAGUCUACUGAUACUAACGUUGAUCUUUUGCCAAUUCAGAGACCACCGAGUUCUCUUUCUCAAUAUUUCCCGCUAAAAGAUCCCAUACCUAAAUUGAUAAAAUCUCGUGUAGUAUAUGAACUAAAUUGUUCUGACUGUGAUGCUACCUAUGUCGGUAAGACGAUACGACAUGUAACUAAAAGAUUUCAUGAACAUGGUGCAACCUUCAAUCUAAACCAGGACACUAAUUUGAUUCCUACCAAUUCAAAUAUUGACUCCUUACCUCUAAGACGUUCCGAUCGAAAUAAAAACAAAGUCGUUCACUAUUUUCCCAAAACUUCAGAUGAAGUAACAGCUCGUACACAAAGUAAACCGACUCAGUCAGCGGUACACCAACACGAGAUUAAUAACAAUCAUCACAUCGAUUGGACUAACUUUAACAUCCUUGCUAAAGAUAACAAAAAUUACCAAUUGUUAGUAAAAGAAUCUCUACUUAUUAACUGUCUUAAACCCAAUCUCAAUAGAACAACUAGUUCAGUACCUCUAAUAGUCUUCCCUGAGGGUUUAGUAUCAUCAAAACCUAAAGUCAAGAUAAGAUCGACGUUGGAUGCAAUAUCAUUGGUUGAUAUCUAG
Molecule: messenger RNA, 3618 nt
Organism: Adineta ricciae
Lineage: Eukaryota; Metazoa; Rotifera; Eurotatoria; Adinetida; Adinetidae
Source: the annotation of a GenBank genome assembly